AUGUUUUUUCUCAGGCGUCUGGGGAAUGUUGUGUGGACUGAAGUGCAAUCUUCUGUGUCAUUCAUAAAAUUUACUUCCUCUUCAUUGGCAAUAAAUUGUUAGAACUUAACUUAAAUGAAGCUAUUUAAAUGCAUGGAGCUCGAAGGCAGUUUCACAGGUGUGGGGCUAGCCAACAGAAAACUGGGAAAUUUGGCCAAGCCCACUGUGAUUAUCAGCAAGAAGGGGAAUUAUAUGACCAUAAGAACUGAAAGUGCCUUUAAAAAUACAGAGAUCUCCUUCAAACUGGGCCAGGAGUUUGAUGAAACCACAGCUGACAACAGAAAAACCAAGAGCAUCGUGACGCUGGAACGAGGAUGGCUAAGACAAGUGCAGAAAUGGGACGGUAAAGAGACAACCAUAAAGAGAAAGCUGCUGAAUGGGAAAAUGGUAGUGGAAUAUAUGAUGAAGGGUGUGGUCUGCACCAGAAUUUAUGAGAAGGUCUGAGAAAAUGACUGCAUCAUUCACCUGGUAUUUGUCUGUCGAAGAUUAGAAAUCCUUCAGCAAGAGGGGAGUUUGUCUGGCUUUUGCAUUUGUCUUAAUAUAUCCUGUAGGCAAAGGUUAAAACUGGGGAUUAACCUCAAAUUGUUAAUUUAGACAUUUUCCAUUUUCAUUCAUGUCUUACUAUGUUAAUCCUUCUGUAUUGGCUAGACACAAAUAGUCUAUAAAAAUCACUGUCUGCUAAGUUACAGCCAAGGUUGUGCUCAUAUAUGGUUUGAGAUAAUGAUAAAAAGAAGUAAUCAAUUACUAAAAGAAAGUAAGAAUGUUGAUCUUGGCAGUGAUAAAUGUCUCCAUGGGGUCUGGGCCGUUAUGAGGCAGGGGCAAUCACAAAGAAAACAAAAAAGAGGAUGAGCUGUUUUAAGCUGGGCAGUUCUAGUUUCAGCCAACAGGAGCAGGCUCCAUUCCAUUUCACCCAAAGUUCUGUAAUACAUAGACACAGAGAUACACAGCUAUCACAACAAUCCAAUGUAUUAUGACAAGUUCAUGUACUUACAUAGCUCACAUCCCGGCCAAGAUAAACACAGUUCCUUAAUCUUAGCUUCGUUGGCCCUCCUCCCCAAGUACUAUCUUGUUCUGCCUCAACUCACCAGAAGCAAGGAUGGUACUGACUUGGUCCUAGAUUAGCUUUGCCUAAAAUAGAAGCAGACAUCAUGCAUUCAUUUCUGUUCCCUUUUAAAACCUAGCAUGAUGUUUUUUAGGUUCACCCAGAUUACUGUGUGUAGUGGUAAUUUGUUCCUUUUUAUUGAUGAGUAUUAUUUCAUUGUAUAACUGUCAUUUUAGUUAUCCAUCCUUCUAUUGAGACAAUUGGGUUAUAACCAGUAUUUGUAUAUGAUGAAUAAAGCUGCUACAUUCUUGUACAA
This is a messenger RNA of Mesocricetus auratus (golden hamster), 1397 nucleotides long. RefSeq names its product peripheral myelin protein 2 (gene Pmp2). Gene Ontology annotation, molecular function: fatty acid binding. Gene Ontology annotation, biological process: fatty acid transport. The transcript is spliced from 4 exons. Gene Ontology annotation, cellular component: nucleus; cytosol. Bases 115 to 483 code for a protein of 122 amino acids. The record is from RefSeq and is a predicted model, not a curated record. NCBI's taxonomy places the organism in Eukaryota, Metazoa, Chordata, Mammalia, Rodentia, Cricetidae.